Molecule: messenger RNA, 267 nt
Organism: Heterostelium album PN500
Lineage: Eukaryota; Evosea; Eumycetozoa; Acytosteliales; Acytosteliaceae
Exons: 2
Coding region: 1-267 (88 amino acids)
Source: RefSeq, a predicted model, not a curated record
AUGCCAGAGGUAUCACUAGGAUUCAUGACAGAACAAGAAUCACUCUUGCAGUCUGAGGAUAGCUUCCUCAUUGACGAUGCAGGUGCAGACAUUACAAGUACAAUCAAUGGUGAUGAUGAACCAAUCAUCACCCCAGAGCAUAAAGAAGAACUAAAGCAAGGAUUUGGUCAUAAAACAAUGUAUGUACAUAUUUGGUAUAGUAAUAUGACUGGUCCAGGUAUGGUCGGUAUUGCAUUACAAUUUCAACAAGCAGGUUGGUUUUUGUAA